This is a messenger RNA of Lycium barbarum (goji berry), 828 nucleotides long. RefSeq names its product zinc transporter 1-like. Gene Ontology annotation, molecular function: zinc ion transmembrane transporter activity. The record is from RefSeq and is a predicted model, not a curated record. Bases 1 to 828 code for a protein of 275 amino acids. Gene Ontology annotation, cellular component: plasma membrane. NCBI's taxonomy places the organism in Eukaryota, Viridiplantae, Streptophyta, Magnoliopsida, Solanales, Solanaceae. The transcript is spliced from 3 exons. Gene Ontology annotation, biological process: zinc ion transmembrane transport.
AUGGAAGAAGAGCGUAUGAGAGAGAGGAAGCGGGGAACAGGCGUGGUGGAAGUGUCAGGGAAGAUGGCAGAGGCGUGGGUGUGGGGAGAACGUGAGGAGAGAGACGAAGAAGGAGGUGGUGUGGGGUGGUGUCAGAGGAGAAACGUGGGUGUGGUGGAGGUUGACGAUGAAAGAGGGGUGUCAGGGGUAGCGCUUGCUGCCAUUUUGGUUUCGAGUGCAAUUGGGGUGUGUAUUCCAGUACUUGGAAAAGCAAUUCCCGCCCUAAGCCCAUAUAAGAAUUUUUUCUUCAUAAUUAAAGCUUUCGCGGCUGGUGUGAUCCUGGCCACAGGUUUUAUACACGUACUUCCUGAUGCAUUUGAAAGUUUAACAUCGCCGUGUUUGAAAGAACACCCGUGGGGAGAUUUUCCUUUUAGUGGAUUUUUGGCAAUGGUUGUUGCAAUGGGGACUCUGAUGGUGGAUACUUGUGCAACUUCUUAUUACAAUAAGAAAGGUAUGAAAAGUGGAGUGGUGACUCAGUCUCGAGAUGAAGAAGGAGCUAUUAAUGUUCAUUCGCAUGCCGCACAUGGACAUGCACAUGGUUCAUUAUUAGUGACGGGUGAUUCUGAGUCAGAGCUCCUUCGUUAUCGUGUUAUCUCUCAGGUUUUGGAACUAGGGAUAAUUGUACACUCUGUGACUAUUGGAAUAGCUUUGGGUGCUUCUGGAAGUCCCAAAACUAUAAGGCCUCUCAUAGGUGCUUUGACUUUUCAUCAAUUUUUCGAAGGCAUGAGACUUGGUGGAUCUAUUGCUCAGGUAAUUACACAUUUAUUCUCAUGUUAUAUGGAUAACUAA